UCUCUCUGAUCGUUAUUAUACAUCACGCAGGUUCAUGACGCAUGUAAACAUAUCUUGCACUUUAAAGCAGCUGACGACGCAACAGCUUGAGAUAAGUGAACCCUCCUGAAGAGUCUGAAUACAAAAUUAAGAGUUUUCAUCCACGAAGCAGUCCUUGGAUUAGCGGAUCGGGGGAUCUGUCAAAUGUUUAAUCGAAGUCUUUGAGCACUCGUCUCACAGUCAGUUGGAACGAAGAUGAGAGACAGAUCGACGAGGGAUACGUGUGCUCGAGAAUAAUACAACAAGCUUGCCUCGAUUACACGAUAUUUAUAACCUAUAUUUAUAAAUAAUUUGCAUGCUUGGAGUGAUUUGCAAGAUCCUAUUCGAUCAUGAAUGAUAGUAAGAACAUUGACAGUAGGAUGAUCAAUGGAAAUGUCAGUGGUAAUCUGUCACCGCUACCAGCGGAAAAGUUGCCAGAAUGUUGGAACCAGGAGGAAAGGAUGAGCGCGUUGUUUUCUCCAUUUCGCAGCAAGUCCGCAAACCCGCAGGAUUGGGUCUCCAAGUACAAGUUCUGGAAUGAUCUAAUAUACGAGUGGCUGAAACAUACCAUGCAGUGCAGCUUUUCAUUGGUUGAUUUAAACGAAGCCUUCAAAAGAAAGGGCUGUGCACCGCUCUGUCUGGUUACUGUAAUGGAGGAGCUUUUGAGAAAUAACGAGAUAAUUCAAGAGACUGACUUUUUUAAAGAGCCCUGUGAAACAUGGACAGCAUGGUCAAUCGACAUAUUUGUAAAAAGACCAAUUACCUGGUCGUUUACCAAGGUAAAAAAUUAUGUUGUGGGCCAGAACAUUAAUGACAUAGAAAUAAGAUAUGUACAUCUACGGAUUGUGCGAGAAUUAGGUGACAUUAUCCUUUCUAUCACUGAAGUUAAAAAAACCAAUGUUUUGUUUUCGAUAUCGGAGAUAAUAGAAUAUUGCAAAAGCAAAACAGAAAAGCAGAUUUCAGAGACAGCAGUGAGAUUAACAUUGGAGUGGUUAAAACAAAAAAGAAAGGUGGUUUUUAAGAAGAACUCAAAUCCAAAUAGUGAAUUAUUAGUUAAGAUCUCUGUGCAAACAGUGAACAAAAUUACAGAGAUAGAAGAAGGCAUGUAUAAAUUGAUAAAACAGGAAAACGAACUGAUCAAGGAAAUAGAGCUCAUGGAGCAAGAGAAGCUUAACAUUAUUAAUGAAGCAAAGUCAUACUUAGGGAAAGAGUUGCGUCAGAUGGCGAAGACGCAAUUGAAGAGAAAAAUGGAAUUGGAAAAAACCAUAGAGAAGCGUGCACACGCUCUUGCAAAUUUACGCGUUCUCAUCACUAAUAUUCAAGACGCGCAUUCUAACUCCGCUGUGUUAUCUGCUUAUAAAACUGGAUCUGAUGUAUUGAAAAAAAUAGGACAAAAUAAUUUAACAGAAUAUGAUGUUAGAGAUGUUAUGGAUGACAUUAAUGAGAUUUUAGAGGAAAAAAAAGACAUAGAUACAGUUUUAUCUGAAACAUUAAACAACACAGACUCUGAUGCUGAAUUGGAAAAAGAAUUAGCAGAAUUGUUAGCUGAAGAUGAUGAGGAAGUUUCUACUGAGGAAGUUCCCGAUUCAAAUCCAGAGAUUGAAAAAUUGAAGCAACGUUUGCAGGACUUACAUAUGGAAGGUUUAGUUUCACCCAGCAAAGAUGUAACUGCACUACCGCGUGUACCUAACAAAGAAAAAAUGUUGAAAAAACUCGAAUGCUUGUAAGUUGCAAUAGUUAAAUAUCAUGCAAUAACUUUAUAGAAUUAUUCGUCACAUUAAAAAAAAAAGUUUUACUGUAGAUAUUAUGCUAUAUAAUGGAAAAAUAUAUUUUUGAAUGUACAUUAUGUAUAAAAAUAUGUAAAAUUUUUUUUAUUAAAACAAUAAUUAAAUUAAUUUUUUAUUAAAUCUGUUUUGUGCAUAACUUGACAUUCAUAAAGUUAAAAUAGAAAAUAUAUAUAGUAAUUAA
This is a messenger RNA of Monomorium pharaonis (pharaoh ant), 1986 nucleotides long. RefSeq names its product charged multivesicular body protein 7. Gene Ontology annotation, cellular component: multivesicular body; ESCRT III complex. Gene Ontology annotation, biological process: late endosome to vacuole transport via multivesicular body sorting pathway; vesicle budding from membrane. NCBI's taxonomy places the organism in Eukaryota, Metazoa, Arthropoda, Insecta, Hymenoptera, Formicidae. The record is from RefSeq and is a predicted model, not a curated record. Bases 369 to 1745 code for a protein of 458 amino acids. The transcript has 5 exons.